This is a messenger RNA of Daucus carota subsp. sativus, 2264 nucleotides long. RefSeq lists its product as uncharacterized. Lineage: Eukaryota; Viridiplantae; Streptophyta; Magnoliopsida; Apiales; Apiaceae. Gene Ontology annotation, molecular function: 3'-5'-RNA exonuclease activity; calcium ion binding. The record is from RefSeq and is a predicted model, not a curated record. The transcript is spliced from 10 exons. The coding region runs from base 431 to 1714 and encodes 427 amino acids.
UAAAUUCAAAAAAAAUCAAAAUUUAAUUCCGUCGGUUUUCAAAACUCGGAAUACACAAAGUAACAAAGAAAAUAUCUGUUGGCGCAUAGCAAAACUCGUGUUUAUCGACUUAGAAAAUCAGGGGACAUCCCUGUUAAAACUUGUUGAAUAAUGAAUAUUCAUCAUCUAUAGUUUAAUCCACCCAGAUAUUCUUCGUCUCCGUGAGUUCUUUAUACAUUAAUUUUCUGCACCUCAGCCUUCUCUGCCUGUCUGUGUCCUUUUUGUUUGUGGUUGUAGUUAUAUACGUAUUCCAUUUAGCCCCCUUUGUUAUUUCAUUUAUUCUCUUUCCCUCUUGUCUAUAUAUUCUGCUCAUCUACUGUUAUAUAAACACACACACACACACACACAAAAAACAAACCACAUUCAACUACUUCUUCAGCAUAAAUAAGCAAUGGGUAGGAAGAAGAUAGGGAACCAUUUGAUUACAUGUACAACUUUCAACAUCUUGGCUCCCAUUUACAAGAGGCUUGAUCAUCAGGAUCAGAGCUGCAGAGAAAGUGAUAAUAAGGCUAAUUGGCUUGAUAGGAAUCAGAGGAUUCUGGAUAUGUUGUUGUAUGAAAGAUCAUCUAUUAUCUGCCUUCAGGAAUUUUGGGUUGGAAAUGAAGAAUUAGUGACUUUGUAUGAUAAGGGACUUGGCGAUGCUGGCUACAUGACUUUCAAGCUUGCACGGACCAACAAUCGUGGUGAUGGUCUACUGACUGCUGUGCAUAAGGACUACUUUCGGGUUAUUAAUGAUCAACCGUUUCUCUUACAUGGGUUUGGAGAUCGUGUUGCUCACCUGUUACAUCUUGAAGUAGCUACUCCAUUUUUGCAACACAGAAACAACAGUGUGCGGCAAGAAAUUCUUGUUGUAAAUACCCACUUGUUGUUUCCACAUGAUUCAAGUCUGUGCCUGGAACGCUUGCGUCAGGUGUACAAAAUUUUGCAAUAUGUCGAAUCUUAUCAGAAGGAAAACAAGCUUCAUUCUUUGCCAAUCUUACUGUGCGGUGACUGGAAUGGAAGCAAGAAAGGCCAUGUUUACGAAUUCCUCAGGUCCCAGGGAUUUAUAUCGUCCUAUGAUACAGCUCACCAGUACACUGACACAGAUGCACAAAAGUGGGUUAGCCAUCGUAAUCAUAGGGGAAAUAUCUGUGGAGUUGAUUUUAUAUGGCUUCUCAAUCCCAAUAGUUACAGGAAAGUACUGAAAGUCAGUUGGAGUGAAACAGUGUUCGGCAUGUUUAAGUGUCUUCUUCGACGGGAAUCAUUAACAGCAGAUGAUGCAUUUGCCAUUUUAAAGGCUGACAGCAGUGGUGAUUACAUUACUUAUUCUGGGUUUUGUGAUGCCUUGAGCCAGCUUGGUGUAACUGGAAAGCAAUAUGGUCUGAGCAUGGAAGAGGCAAAAGACUUGUGGGAGCAGGCAGAUAUUGAUGGAAAUGGAAUAAUCGAUUACCAGGAGUUUCAGCUGCGGAUAUGGAAUCCUACAUUGUCUCAUGAUAGAGAUGAUAUAAACAAUGAGACGUGGGAAGAUAUAGAAAAUAGCACAGAGCACAGCGUUGGUUUGAGGGUGAAAGAUGCUGUUCUUUUUCCUCCAGAAGUGGAAAAGGGGAUGUGGCCUGAAGACUACUCUCUUUCUGAUCAUGCUCGACUCACUGUGGCAUUUUCUCCUGUUAGAAUGUCUUGCUCCAGGCUUACAUAAUCUUGACAUAUUUGGAUCCUAAAGUUGGAUGUUACAUACACAAGGGAUGAUCAGAAGAUCAAGGACAUGAAAAAAACCCAGUGGCAGUUGCAGGCGGUCAAUGACUUGGUGAUUCUCAAGGUUGCGAUAUGAAUAAAUGAAUAACAACAGUAUAUCUGUUCUGGUACCUUCAGAUACCAUGACGAAGAAUCUCGAAUUUUACAAGAUACUUGGACCUCUAAGCUUUUUUAAAGACGGGGCUGAUGGCUUCCUCUCUUUUUUUUUCUCACCUCUGAUUUCGAAGGAGUCAUAGCCACAAUUCCACCUGAGACGUGCGGAUUGAGCGGAUGAUAUCAACAUUGGUAUCUUGCUUUUCAUAGUUGGAUCAUGUGGCUAUCUGCUUUUGGAAGGAUAGAGGAUACUGAAAGCUAAAAGAAAUAGUUAACUUGUAUACAUUUAACAAAUUGCAGUUUAUCAUCAGUGCAUAUUGGAGUUGCACUAUCCCAAACUGAAUUGGCUUUGAUUUUGUUAUUUAUUCGGUUCAUUAACAAUGCAUAAUAAUUGACAACCA